AUCAGAGAAAAGUGCAGCUUCUUAAAUUUCAGACAUUUUUUUUCAUUUUAUCGGUCCCUUGCCGGCUCCAAAAAAGGAGUUUGGAGAAAAUUCGGAUCUUACAGAUGAAAUCAAGGGGUGACAAAGAUAAAAAUCGAGGCGUCAGCUUGCAAAUUAACAACCUCCAUCAGCGUUUUCUUUAUGCAUUGAACCUGGGCACCAGAUAUUUUGACGAGAAAACAAACAAAUGGAAGUGGCAGAGCGCAAACAUCGAAGUACAGAAACAAGUUAUACGCUCAAUUGAUGUGUUUCUUGAUUUUAUAUCUGGCGAUGCGCGUUCAGCACAUCAUACUAUUGUAAAGGAUUCUGUUGCUGAUAUUUUGGGAGCAUUCUUGUGGAUUCUUCAAUGCAAAAAUAGACACUUGUUAUUUAUGGCAGCAAAUGUAGCAGUAAAGUUAGUUAGCAUUUUACCCAAUUCAAUAUCGGAAUCCUAUUUAUUAGAUCUUGUCUAUGCUCUAUCAUCCUUGCUAUCUUCACCCUUCGUAGAAGUUGCAAUACCCUGUUCUACUUCUUUGAAUUUAGUAAUUUCAAAUUUAAAUGCUAGUUGUGCGAAGGCAGUUUGGGAGGUCCUGAAACAAACAGAAUGUGUCAUUCAUAUAGUGGACAAUAUACACAAAUUUCUUGGAGAUGAAAUUCCAAUGAAAAUUGAAUAUUUCGAACAAAUGUCUUCACUUUUGGGCUCAAUAUUGUUGUGGUGGCCUCCGACUCGGUUUCCUGUUUGGAAUGAUGUUAAACUGACAAAUUCUUUGUCAGACAUGUAUGCAAGGACAGAUAUUUCUACCAAACUUGUAAUUUUGAAGCUGUACACAUCUUUAGCUUUAUGCAGUUCUGUGGCCAAAAAACUCAUAGACAAUGGAGAAGUCUUUCUAAAAAUGGUUGUACUGUCCAUGGGAAAAUCUUACCCUGAUGCUGUGAGAAUAGAAGGUUUUAGGCUUGCUCAAUGUCUAUUGAGAUCCCAAGAGAAUUGUUUGAAAGUGAUCGAUACAUGUGGUGAAGCUCUUAUUGAUGCCAUAGUUUGUGGGAUGGAAGAAACAGGGGCACACUCAAGAAAAUUUGUGAACAAGAAUAGUUCUAUAUUAGUGGAAGCAUGCAGAUUGGCUUUAGUAACUCGUUGGGCAGGUGAUCAUCAUAUUAGUUUCUGGAAGCAAAGAAUUGAUAGAGUCCUCCUUAAUCUUUUGAUGGAAAAUAUUCAAGAUUUAUCAAAGGAACGUGUCUUAUCGCUGGACAAACAAAUAUCCAUUGCAAAGGAGUGUUUAAAAACCAAUCAUCAGCUUAGUGUGAGGGGUUAUGUGUGGGACAUUCUUGGUUGGCUCACAAUACAUUCUGGAGAAUAUUUCAAUCCUUGUACCCAUGGAAGUGAGCUCUACAUCAACUUAAUUAUCAUAAGUGCAUGCUUAACUUUUGACAAUGUGGUUAAGAAAUGGUGCCAAAUAUAUCGAAAGGAUGUUGAUGAUAGUUUUCAGAGUGAACCAGCAUCAAGGGCUGUUCUAAUGAUGAUUUAUUCUCCAUGUAAAUACAUUUCAUCUCAAGCUAGACUCAUAUUUUCUAAGACAUGCUCUUCGGAUCAUUUCACAAAGUUAGUACAUACGUUAGAAUAUACAUCAUCACUUGAAAGCUACGGGUCAUUUGAUAAACUUCAACUUGUUAUCAACUUGAUUGGAUUGAUCUCUUUUUUAAGCUUACCAAGUCAUCAUACGCUUGAAAGCAAACACUGGAAGACAGUUUCUUUCAUAGUAAAACGAUGCUUAGGCAAUCAUAUUGAUGUAUCAAGGCUCAGCUUGGCUCCUCAUUUGCAUACUACAUUAUAUGAAAAAUCCUGUUGCUGGAUGGAUGCUGAAGAUUGGGAAGGUUCUAAUAUUCUCUUGUUUUAUGGUUUGUGGGGCUUAGCUGAAAUGGUUCAUCAAUCUGCUUCUUCACAAAAUAAUUCUCAUAUAUCUAUUGUUGAUAUAGAAUAUUUUAAAGCUCAGUUGGUUAGCAAAUUCUUGGAGAUUUGCAGUAAUGCCUCUUUUAGUCAUGGUUCAAGAUGGUAUGCAACUUAUAUUCUUAGUCAUUUUGGGUUUUAUGGUUUCCCAAAUGAACUAGCCAAAAGGGUUGGGAGAUGUCUUAACGAAAAAGAGUAUGCAGAUAUUCAACUCUUUGUGGCAAAUGGCAAUACUUUGAGCGUUCAUGGUCUUGUCCUUGCUGUUCGAUGUUCAUCAUUGCUCCCUCCUGAAGUCUUAAUUGUUAAAGAAAAAAGAAUUGAUGACCAACCCAUUAGGGAAGUUCGUUUAUCUUCUCAUGUUGAUUAUGAAGCAUUGGUGAAGUUGUUGGAGUAUGUAUACGUGGGAUAUUUUCAAGCCGAUGAAGAAACUGUGAAGAAGUUGAAAGUUCUUGCUAAGCGCUGCAAUUUGCAGCCUCUCUUGCACAUGCUUCACAGACAAAGUCCAAAGUGGGGCACAUCAUUCCCUAACUUUGAUCUCACUUUAUCUCUUGUUUCAACUGGAAGCUGUUUUUGGGAUGUUAUAUUGGAAUCUAAGCCAGAUAAACUUGAAAGGUGGACAUGCUGCAUAUGCUCUCAUUCAGUUCCACAUUUGCAUGUUCAUAAAGUUGUAUUACAGUCUGGCUGUGAUUAUUUGCAAGGUUUGUUUCGUUCAGGAAUGAAAGAGAGUCAUUCACAAAUCAUAAAAGUUCCUAUUAGUUGGGAAGCAACGGCUAAACUCGCUCACUGGUUCUAUUCCAAUGAGCUACCAAAUCCUCCCUUCGGAUGUCUGUGGGAUAAUAUGGAUGAUGAGCAAAAGCUAUUGAGUUUACAACCAUACGUGGAGCUAUAUUGGCUUUCUGAAUUUUGGAUUUUGGAAGAUGUUCAGGAAGCCUGCUGGAAAGUGAUUGUGUCCUGUCUUGAUUCUGCCAAGCAAUUAUCCAUUAAAAUACUUAAAAUGGCUUGGAAUCUCUCCUUGUGGAAAUUAGUAGGCCUCACGGUAAAUCACUUGGCUCCUUUGUAUGGUCAAUUAAGAGAUUCUUGUGAACUUGAUGAUCUGGACGCUGCCGCUGUUCACUUAAUUUGUUCUGCUUCAACUCAACUUAGUCAAAAUGGAUGAAUUUACUUUAAAAGUUUUUUAAGUUGUUCAUGUGGGUUUGUAUGUAGAUUCAAGGUCUUGGAGGAGAAAUAAGCAAGUCCAAUAUCAUUGGUCGAAA
Messenger RNA from Prosopis cineraria, 3213 nucleotides. Its product is annotated as BTB/POZ domain-containing protein At1g04390. The transcript has 8 exons. Gene Ontology annotation, molecular function: protein binding. The record is from RefSeq and is a predicted model, not a curated record. NCBI's taxonomy places the organism in Eukaryota, Viridiplantae, Streptophyta, Magnoliopsida, Fabales, Fabaceae. Bases 105 to 3116 code for a protein of 1003 amino acids.